AAGUAAUAAUAAUAUUGGCCUUUGCCUUCACACAAUUACGUCACUAACUGGACUACAGCUACGAAAUGCAAGACGAUCUUAGUUAUGGCAUCAAUUAUUUUAAAUGCUCUCAUUGUAAUUUUAACAUCGGGUGGAACGACAGUGGCUUCAGCUGUCCUCAGCCCACCCAGAAAUGUCCGUCUAACUUCCAUGAACAUGAAUUUGGUGCUGAGGUGGGAUUCGCCUGAGGGGCUAACCGGUGACAUUUCCUACACCACAGAAUGCAAUACCUCUGUCCGAAUAUGUCAUGUAGGUUGUGUCAACAUCUCAACCCUUGAAUGUGACUUCAGCAGCCUGAACACCUUCCUCAGUGUGUAUGGAAGGUAUAAAGCCAGAGUACGGGCACAGCGAGGGGAAAACCACUCUUCUUGGGUGGAAAGUAAACCGAUUACCUUGGAAAGUGAUAGCCAAAAAGGCCGUAUAGGACUCCUUCAGCUGGACGACAUCCCUUACCGUUGGUGUCCACCAGCGGGUUUGGGGAUUGCCGCCAUGACGGGGAACAAGCACCUUACAGCCACAGCUCCAAUCAGCUGCUUCAAAGAUGGUCUUGGAGGCAGCAGCUUCAGCAGGGAAGCCCAAACAUCGCUCUCCUCAGCUACUUCUCUCCUUAUUUUCUUUUUCUGUUUAGCUAUGAUUGGUUCACCCAAUGUGUCACUCAUUUCCAAUGGGGCUACAAUUGGAAUUUCAGUUAAAGAUCCAACAUUUGCAAUCUCAGACCUCAGGAGUGUCUAUGGUACUGCCACCUACAACAUCACCUACUGGAAAGAUGGCCAAAAUGAAAAGGCAAAACACAUCAGCAGUGUACUGCAAAAUCAAAUAUUUCUCAAUGACCUGGACCCCGGGACGAAGUAUUGUGUCCAGGUUCAAAUCAUUGCAGAAAGCAACACCAAGCCUAGCAAUCCGAGCAGUACAGUUUGUGAGAGCACCACCAAUGUGAGUGAACACCUGCCUCCGCCACAGAAAGUCGACUUCAUUACCUUGAACACCAAUUACACACUUAAGUGGGAAUGGAACAGGGCUACUUCAAAGAGUCAAGCUGUUUCUUUCUCUGUACAAUAUAUGUCACAUUUCACUGAAGAGGGUGCCAGGGUCAACAGAAAAAGCGGGAAAUACAAGCUAGAAUCCAAGAAAAGGUACUACUGGUCUAAUGCCUGUGACAAGACGUUUUCCAAGUCAUGUGACCUUACUGCACAUAACCUGCACUAUUUGGGCUUCUACAUGUUGCGUGUGCGCACCAAUGACAACUCCAGUCACUCAGAAUGGGUGCAGAAAGAAUUUUGUCCUGAGAAGCAUGCUGCAAUUGGUCCACCAUCCAAAGUGGAACUGGCUGUUGCUGUAAACAACAUUGAUGUUUUUAUUUCCGAUCCAUUGACCAGUUCAAACCGCUCCAUGAGGCAGAAUCUUAAAAAGUUGCACUACUACAUUGUGUAUUGGGAACAUAAUGUUGACAAGCAGGUACUACAACCCCAAAUCAUACACACAAGUGCUCAGAUGGUAACUUUGCCAGACUUGAACUAUUGGACAUUGUACUGUGUUCGGGUCCAGUCAUGUUCUGACCAUCCCGAUAAGAGGAGCAAAUUUAACUUACCAUAUUGCAUUCAGACUGAUGGCCAUACACCUUGGUGGCAAACUGUUAUGUACUUCUUAGGCUCUUUGCUGAUGGCGUGUACAGUUGUGCUGCUCGUCUUGUAUAUUCUCUUUAGGUGUUACAGCAUUUUCAAGGCAACGUUCUAUCCCUUGAUCCAGCUUCCAUCAUUUUUCCAUAAGUAUCCUUAUGACUACUUUGGAUCUGAUAUUCCGUGUCUCUUGUCCAUGGAAUCUGAAGCUGAACUCUUUUGUGAUAGAGUCACUAUAUGUGAAAAGGCAAUAGAUCAUUCCUCAAAAGUUCCACCGAUGUCGUCCUUAGGUCUGGAGCCAGCGAGUGGGUCAAGUGGUCUGUACAGCCAUCAGGACAUGAGGAGAAACGAAGACUCUGGGGUUUACUCCACAGAAGGCAGCGAAUGCCAACACCAAAAGUUAAACAGCAGUCAAUCCUCCUUGGUGGCCUGCCAAGGCCCUGAUCUAGAUUCUGUGAAAAUGCAUGACAAAAGGCACCAAAUUCAAUGUGGGAUUACAGUUGAAGAUUUUGUAGACGGGCUUUCCUGAAGCUAUAAAGAAACUCUGAGGUGAAACAAAACUGAUUUCCCAACCAUGUCAUGGCGUGUCAUGUCAAAAUGUGUUCAUACAGUUUGGGAGGGUUUCCUUUACUGACAUUAAGGCGUGUUUUUAUUAUUUGUGGGUUUCCUUUACUGACAUUAAGGUGUGUUUAUUAUUUGUGGAAUUAUGUUUGUCUAGUUCUUGUCACAUCAAGGGCAGAAUUUCAGGUCUCUUAAAAAAAAUCAUUAAUUAAUUCACUCGUUCAUUCAUUGUCAUCUGCUUAUCCACUCGUGUUGCAGCACUACCAGGAGACCCUGAAACGUUACUAGACCAACCUGGAGAGAAAGACUCUCCAGCGUGACCAGGGAUGUGCCUGGGACACCUCACCAGAUGGCUGGCUUGGGCACAUCUUGAUAAGAUGCCAAGGCCACCUCAUCUGCCUGCACUAAGCAUGAACAGCGCAUCAACUCUGAGUCAAAGUCUGCUUUAUUGUCAACUUCUUCACAUGCCGAGACACACAAAUAAAUCGAAAUUACGUUCCCACUACCCCACGGUGACAAGACAUAGUACACAACAUACAUACAAGUAAACAACACAAAAAAAUAAAAACAAGAAGGCACAAAUAAACAAAUAACAUAAUAAAUAAGAGGAGCAAAAAUGGAGCAAGUGUGCAUACAGCAGACAGUCAGAAUAUAGCGCAAAAGUACAGGACCCAACGCAGAAGGGGGGAGAGACUUCAGGAUCCUAACAGCCUGGAGUAUGAAGCUGUUGGUGAGUCUGAUGGUACGGGAGCGCAGGCUCCUGUACCUCUUCCCAGAGGGCAGAAGAUCAAACAAAGAGUGAGCAGGGUGACUCACAUCACUCACAAUCGUGGUCGCCUUGCGGGUGAGAUGGGAGGUGUAAAUGUCCUUCAGGCAGGGGAGUGAAGCACCAAUAAUCUUACCAGCCGUGUUCACUUCAUGUUGUAUUCAGUGCAGCUACCACCCCAAACAGCGAUACAACUGGAGAGGACGCUCUCAAUGGUGCCACGGUAGAAUGUAGUCAUGACGGACGGAGGAGCACUUGCUCGCCUGAGUUUCCGCAGGAAGUACAGGCGGCGCUGAGCUUUCUUCGCCAGUGAUGCGGUGUUGGUGUACCAGGAUCCUCACUGAUGUGCACCCCCAGGAACCUGGUGCUGCUCACUCCACCACAGCACCGUCGAUGGUCAGCAGCAGCUGUUGGGUGUGACCCUUCCGGAAGUCUCCUUGGUCUUGUUGACGUUCAGCAGGAGGUUGUUGUCCCUGCACCACGUGGUCAGAAGGUCAACCUCCAACCUAUAUUGAGUCUCGUCGCCCUUGGUGAUGAGACCCACCAAAGUCGUGUCGUCAGCAAAUUUCACUAUGCGGUUGUUGCUGUAGGUUGCAGUGCAGUCAUGCGUCAGCAGGGUGAAGAGCAGCGGACUGAGCACGCAGCCUUGGGGUGGCCCCCGUGUUCAGCGUGAUGCUGGCGGAGAUUUUGUCGCCAACACGUACUGUGCUGACGGAGGAAGUCCAGUAGCCAGUUGCAGAGGUAGGUACUGAGGCCCAACUUGUCGAGUUUGCAGAUGAGUCGUUGUGGCACAAUGGUGUUGAAGGCAGAACUGAAGUCCACAAACAGCAAUCUCACAUACGAGUCCCUUCUCUCCAGGUGGGUGAGGGCUGAGUGGAGGCCCUCUCGGAUGACCGACCCUCUCACCCUAUCUCCAAUGGGUGGCCCUCAUUUUAUCUGUGACCUUGUUUUUUAGUCACAACCCACAGCUUGUGGCCAUAGGUGAGUGUAGAAAUGUUACUCAAUUGGUAAAUCGAGAGCUUUGCCUAUAGGCUCAGCUCCUUCACCAAGACAGACCAAUAUAUAGUCUAUAUAUACAAGAUUCACCAAUUAGAAUCGGUGAUGUCCAUUCUUCCCUCACUUGUGAACUCCUCUUUGGGCAGGAUCUGAUCCCCAACCUGUUAAGAGCACUCCAACCUUUUCUGACUGAAGACCAUGGUCUGUUGUAAAAUUUCAACGUAUAGAAGUCUCGGGCCUUCUUCCUUGCAUCAACCAUUACCUGUGGCCAACUUCUUUAACGCGUGUUCGUUUUUUCUUCUAAGGGCAAAGAUAUCCACACAAAUCAGACUCAGGUCAGGUUAGUUCAAUUUCAACUGAGUAUAUUAAGUCUGCAUUCAGGAAAAGGCUAUACGGCGCCGGGCAUUCUCCCCCAGACAUGGAAGGACCGCGCCCCACACAACAACUCAUGCAUUUUUAUACACGUCACUUGGUUUUGUGGCAAGAGAUGGAGACUGUUAGUCUCGUCCUUUUUUGGAUAUCUUAAAGUCAAGUUCUCCCCUCACCCAAACGGGCUGCUCCAUCUUGUCCAAUCCUUGUUUGGAUGUUUUUAAAAUCCAGUUCUCCCCUCACGCAGAGGGCAUUGUCCCAUCCUUGGCAGCGCUUGAACUUUUGCUGAUGUCAAUUUGUGUAAACAGUCAUUUGUUCAUCUCCUCGGUCCUAGUGAACUGUCUUGUGCGACGAUGAAUUCAACACAAUAUUAAUCCUGGCUAAUGUUUUGUUGCUAUGUUAUUUUCCAUGCCAACAGUUGGUCUCUGUCCACAUUUCCAUUCUCCAUGCUUCAGAAUAACACAUUUACAAAACAUCUUGCCUAUUGAACAUGUUUUUCUUGCUGGUGUCUAAUGUUCAAAGUCAAAGUCUGCUUUAUUGUCAACGUCUUCACAUGCCGAGACACACAAAGAGAUCGAAAUUACAUUUUCUCUAUCCCACGGUGACAAGACAUAUUACACGAUAGACAUACAAGUAAACGACGCAAUAUAAAAAACAAGAAGGCACAAACAAUAAAUAAUAAGAGUAAUAAUAAAUAAUAAAUAAACGGAUAACACAAGAAACAACAGCCAGUGUGCAUACAGACAGUAAAAGUACAUGACGCUACGCAGAACGGGGAAGCGAGUUCAGGAUCCUGAUAGCCUGGAGUAUGAAGCUGUUUGAGAGUCUGGUGGUGCGGGAGCGCAGGCUUCUGUACCUCUUCCCAGAGGGCAGAAGCUCGAACAAAGAGUGAGCGGGGUGACUCACAUCACUCACAAUCGUGGUCGCCUUGCGGGUUAGAUGGGAGGUGUAAAUGUCCUUCAAGGAGGGGAACGAAGCACCAACAAUCUUACCAGCCGUGUUCACUAUGCGCUGCAGGGCCUUCAAGUUGUAGUCAGUGCAGCCCCCACCCCAAACAGCAAUACAGCUGGAGAGGACGCUCUCAAUGGUGCAGCGGUAAAAUGUAGUCAUGACGGCUGGAGGAGCGCUCGCUCGCCUGAGUUUCCGCAGGAAGUACAGGCGGCGCUGGGCUUUCUUUGUCAGUGAUGCGGUGUUGGUGGACCAGGAGAGAUCCUCACUGAUGUGCACCCCCAGGAACUUGGCGCUGCUCACUCUCUCCACCACAGCACCGUCGAUGGUCAGCGCCAGGUGUUGGGUGUGACCCUUCCGGAAGUCCACAACAAUCUCCUUGGUCUUGUCGACGUUCAGCAGGAGGUUGUUGUCCCUGCACCACGUGGUCAGAAGGUCAACCUCCAGCCUGUAUUGAGUCUCGUCUCCCUUCGUGAUGAGACCCACCAGAGUCGUGUCGUCAGCAAACUUCACUAUACGGUUGUAGGUUGCAGUGCAGUCAUGCGUCAGGAGGGUGAAGAGCAGCGGACUGAGCACACAGCCUUGGGAGGCCCCCGUGCUCAGCGUGAUGCUGGCGGAGAUUUUGUCGCCAACACGUACUACCUGUGGCCUCUGACAGAGGAAGUCCAGUAGCCAGUUGCAGAGGUAGGUACUGAGGCCCAGCGCGUCAAGUUUGCCGAUGAGGCGUUGUGGCACAAUGGUGUUGAAGGCAGAACUGAAGUCCACAAACAGCAAUCUCACAUACGAGUCCCUUCUCUCCAGGUGGGUAAGGGCCGAGUGGAGGGCAGAGCAGAUGGCAUCCUCAGAGGACCGUUUGGCUCGGUACGCAAACUGAAAGGGGUCAAUGGUGGGGGGGAGAACUGAUCGGAUGUGCUCCAUGACAAGCCGCUCAAAUCACUUCAUGAUGAUGGGCGUAAGUGCCACGGGGCGGUAGUCAUUGAAGCAGGACGGAGCGGGUUUCUUCGGCACAGGUACGAUGGUAGAAGCUUUGAAACACGACGGGACGAUGGCCUGCUGCAGGGAAGUGUUAAAGAUGUCUGUGAAGACAUCCGUCAGCUCACCAGCGCAGUCCUUCAGCGCUCAACCCGGGAUGUUGUCAGGGCCCGCCGCCUUACGGAUGUUGAUAGCGGCAAGCGCCCUCCUCACGCUGUCGGCGGAGAGGCGCAGGGGCAGCUCGUGUGAAGGGGGAGUGGCCUUCAGCGGGCAAGUGCUGUUCUAAGCGUCGAAGCGAGCAAAGAAGCGGUUGAGGUCAUUGAGCAGACGGACGUCGCCUUCACAGCUCUGCGGCGCGGGCUUGUAAUCCGUGAUGUUCUGAAUGCCCUGCCAAAGGCUCCGUGCGUCCCUGCUGUCCUUGAAGUGGGCGGUAAUUUUGCACGAGAACGCCCUCUUUGCAUCUUUGAUGCCCCGGGACAGGUCAGCCCUCGCAGUCCUCAAGCCAGCCUCAUCCCCCACUCUAAAGGCUUUGUCCCUGGCCCUCAGCAGCUUGAAGACAGCCCCCGUCAGCCAUGGCUUCCGGUUAGCCCGAGUGACGAUGGAUUUUGAGUGAGUCACAUCAUCAAUGCACUUCCUGAUGUAGAAGGAAACAGAGUCCGUAUACUCCUCAAUGUCUGUCCGAUCGUCGCAAGUGGCAGCCCUCCUAAACAUGUCCCAGUCAGUAGAGCCAAAGCAGUCACGCAAUGCAUCAGAGGCACCCUCAGGCCACACCCGUACCUGCUUGCGAACUGGCCUGGACGCUCUCACCAUUUGUCUGUAUGCGGGCAAAAGCAUAACAGUGAUAUGGUCAGAAAGUCCAAGAUAGAGGAGGUGGCCGGGUUUGUAAGCUCCUUUAUGCGAAGAGUAGACCAGGUCCAGGAAGCUGUCGCCACGCGUAGGAAAAUUAACAUGCUGGUGAAGCCUCGGAAAAACAGACUUCAGGUUAGCAUGAUUAAAAUCCCCAGCAAAGACUGUGAAACCGUCAGGGUGCGCUGUCUCUUGUUCACUGACAGCCUGGUACAGUUCACUAAGAGCCGUGAUCCUGUCGCCUUCAAUGUUGGAAGGCGGGAUGUAAACCCCGACGAGCAGAAUCGCGGUAAAUUCCCUUGGCAGGUAAAAAGGACGGCACUUAAUGAUCACGAACUCCACCAGUGGCGAGCAGUGCUUGCAUACCACUACAGAGUCCCGGCACCAUUCGUCACGGAUGUAGACGCAUAUUCCACCUCCACGAGAUUUUCCCCCUUGUACAAUGGCCCGGUCCGCCCGAUAGCACGCUAGCCGCUCCAGACGUACAGCAGAGUCCGGAAUGUUGACAGUCAAUCAAGUCUCAGUGAACACGAGUACACAGCAGUCCCGCACUGUCCGGUUUGUAGAUCGCAGCAAGCGAAUGUAAUCCAUUUUGUUGUCUAGCGAUCGAACAUUCGCCAGAAGGAUGGAAGGCACGGGUUGGCCGCCAGCCUGGCCCGGACGCCCCCGCGUUUGCCCCUCUUCAGCCUCCUCGCACACCGCUUUCGACGCUUCCCAACCGGGGGAGGAAUAGCAGACGAGCCCGGCGACGCUUCAGGACGUAGCAGUCCGAGCUCCUUUAAUGUUCCCGCAUCAAAGUCCAGAACUCGACAAAACACGAACAAAAAAAACUGCCGGACAAACACUCAUUAGACGGACAAAACGCCGUUUGGGCGGGACAGAGAGAGGUCGCUGCGUAUGCACGCGCCGCCAUCUUGAAAAAAAAAGUUUGUACUUAUGUCCCGUGUAUAUGCAUACUUCUGAAUACUUAUUAAUUACUUAGUUUAACUUAUUAACUUAAGCUAAAUCAGACAUUUAGUUGAAUCCAGACCUUCAGGCCUCAUAUUUAUUGUUUUGAUUUUCAUGUCAGCCACUUCAUAUUUGGCUGCGAACAGCUCCUGUGAGAGUUGAAUAUCAUGGCUUGAUGAACCCAACAGAACUCAUCUCCCGCAAAAAGCGAGGACGUAAUACUGACGUCACUAAAGUAGACUCCCAAAACUGAGGUCACUAAAGUAGACCCCCAAAACCCUCGUCUGCAUCUGUAAAUUGCAAUCAUGAAGUUAAUGAACCAAAUCAAUGCAAACAAAUCCAACAUACUGUGUUGCAGUACAUCUCACAGAACUCCUCAAGGAGACGGUCAAACGAUGGGCAGUGAACACCCAUGUACUUCAGAACUGUGCUAAGGGUGUAGGAAGAAUGGUCAAGAAGAAAUUCACAUUUCACCGAAUCAGAGUUUCAAGAUCUUGAUGGAGCCUCUCCACCAGAAUGAAGAUGAUAAUGAUGAUAGAACUUUAUUUAUCCCACGCCAGGGAAAUUUACUUGUCACAGCAGCGCAUACGAGUGCAAGAAAACAAGUGUCAAAAUAUCAAAAAGGAUAAAUAACAGAUAAAAGACAAGUGCCGCUAGUAGAGACGAAACAAUUUUUAUCAGGUGCCACGCAUGAUGGAGCAGCAGAGGAUAGACUGGAUAUGAUGGCAGUGUAGAAGGUUUUAGGAAGGAAAUUAGUUAAAUUUUGCACAUUAUAAAUUAUAAAAUCCCUUGUCACAGCAGCGCAUAUGAGUGCAAGAAUAAUAUGAGUGCAAGAAUAAAACAAGUGCCAGAAUUACAAAAAAGGGUAAAUAACAGACAAGGACAAACACAAGUGCUGCUAGUAGAGACGAAACAUAUUCAUUUUAUCAGGUGGCAUGCAUGUUGUAAAGUCUGACAGCAGAGGGAAUGAAGGACCCGCGGAACCGUUCUGUCCUACACCGUGGGUGUAAUAGUCUGCUGCUAAAGGAGCUGUUCAAGGACCGCACAAUGUCAUGGAGGGGGUGAGAGGUGUUGUCCAUGAUGGAUUUCAGCUUAAUCAACGUCCUCCUCUCACCCACAACCUCAAUGGAGUCCAGGGGACAGCCCAGCACAGAGCUCUCCUGACCAUCUUAUUCAGUCUCCCCCUGUCCCGGUCCGUACUACCCCCAUCCCAGCAGACCACAGCGUAGAGCAGGGGUCACCAACCUUUCUUAAACCAAGAGCUACUUCCUGGGUACUGAUUAAGGCAAAGGCCGACCUGUUUGAAACACUCUUCUGAAAUAGCCAAUUUGCUCAAUUUGGCUUUCACUAUGUUACUAUUGUCAUUUCCAAUUCAAGUGUGAUUUUAACAAGAAUAGCAAAAAUACAGUCAAACUUUGGUUUUUGACCACAAUCCGUUCCAGAAGGCGGUUCGAGAAGCGAAUUGGUUGAAUUCCAAAUCUAUUUUUCCCAUUACAAACAAUGGCCAUUUUUUUAAUCCGUUUCAAGACGAAAAAAAAACCCGCCUUUUAUAAAAAAAAAUUCAUUUGCGCAUAUUUGUCCGAUCGCGGGACUGCAGCGCACCGCCGAACGCGCAACCGUAGCGCGUCGCCCACCGUGCAACUGCACCGUGCUGCUCGCAUCAUUGUGACAGAGCCGUCCUGAUGUACUUUCCAAAAUUUAAGUGGACCUAAGUGGACAGGGAGCUUAAUUUGGUCCUAUCGCGCAACUGCAGCGCACUCUGUGCUGCAACUUUUUUUUUACUAACUAAUUACAUUUUGGAAGUAAUUUGGCCAACACUGAUGAACACCGAUUGAUGUUUGUCUUUAGAAAGAAAAUGAACUAUAUAUCAUACAAUGAUACUUUUCAAGGGCAAGCAUGGAAAAUAAGCAGUCUAUGGAACCAUAUGCCGUAUGUGUACAGUACAUGUUUUGUAGUACAGUAACCCCUCGUUUAUCGCAGAUAAUUGGUUCUAAGACCACCCGCAAUAGGUGAAAAUCCGCAAUGUAGAGAAACUAUAUUGUUAAGAUAUCCAUAAAAGACUUUAUGAACCUUUAUUGUAUUUUUAAGCAAUAAAUUAUUAUUUUAUUAUACUUUUAAAUGUUUUUUAGUAUUUUAAGCACUUUUGUAAACAUUUUAAAGUCAAACUGAUUAUUUCGUAAACAUUCAUUGUUUAAAUAAAUAAGAAAAAGAAAAUAAAUGAGUAAUUAUAUUGUUACAAUAUCCGCACAAGACCUUUAUGAACCUUUAUUGUAGUUUUUUUUACACUUUAUUGUUUUUUAAACACUUUUUUGUAUUUUUAAACACUGUACAAUUUUUAAACUCAAGCUGACUUUCAAAAACAUUCUUAUUUAUUUAAAUGAAUAAGAAAAUAAAUAAGAGUAAAUAUAUUGUUAAAAUAUCCACAGAAGAUUUUUAUGAACCUUUUUUGAAGUGUAAACAUGUCUGGCUCCUCUCUGCUCUUGCAUGCUGGCCGACUGACGCGCCCCAACAGCCCAGCCGAGCGCAUCCGCGCAAGACUUUUAUCAUUUUUAUAUACCGUAUUUUUCGCACCAAAAGGCGCACUGGAUUAUAAGGCGCACACUCAAUGUUUUUUUUAUUUUAGAAAUUAUUUCAUAUAUAGGGUGCACCGGAUUAAAAAGCGCAUAAAAUAGAAGCUAUACUGCAACAAACUGAGGUUGACUAGGGUUGCGGUAUGCAUCCACUAGCCAAUAACCUAUGAGCCCUCUGUAAACAAUCGCGUUUCUCAAACAAUCUCCUAUAAAAUGAUCAGAACUGACUACGUAAAGUUCGAUCUAACACUGGUACUGCUUACCUAUGUUUCCCUUUCAUAUCAAUCCGUAAAUUUACUCAAAACAUUAACAGAGCAGCCUAUUUUGACAUGAAAUAGCCUUGUGCGUAUACCAGCUAUUAUUAUAGCAUUAGCCACCCGCAAACUCCCAUGAGCCUCAGCUCGCAGACCCCCAUGAGCCUCAGCAAAGUGUAAACAAUCGCAUUUCUCAAACGAUCUCCUAUAAAAUGAUCGGAACUGACUAAAGUUCGAUCGAACACAUUGGUACUGCUUAUCUAUGUUUCCCUUCCAUAUCAAUCUGUAAAUUUACUCGAAACAUAAACGGAGCAGCUUAUUUUAAAAUGAAAUAGCCUUGCGGGUACAACAGCUAUUCGGUGACGCCCCCUGACUACAGUUGCCGUAAUGUUGGGAAGCGAUGCGACCUUGUAAUAUACUAGUCGUACUAAAACGUACUGAAACAUUUUGGCAGAGCACUGUGUACAACCAGUAUAGAUCAACAAAUUCAUCAAUUGAUCCAUAUAUAAGGCGCCCUGCAUUAUAAGGCGCACUGUGUUUUUUUGAGUAAAAUGUAAGUUUUUAAGUGCGCCUAAUAGUGCGGAAAAUACGGUACUCUAUUGUACUUUUGAUUUUAAAUAUGUCAUUGUAUUUUAAACAUUUUUUUAAACAUUUUAGUGUAAAGGUGCCACGGCUUCGUAGCGAGGGAUUACUGUACAUGCAUUGUCAGUUGCGGCUCCAAUUAACAGCCCCAAAACAUUACUGCUCUAGAGGAGAUCUGCAUGGAGGAAUGGGCCAAAAUACCAGCAACAGCGUGUGAAAGACUUGUGAAGACUUACAGAAAACUUUGACCUCUGUCAUUCCCAACAAAGGGUGUAUAACAAAGUAUUAAUAUGAACUUUUAAACUAAAUAUGAACUAACCCUAACCGUAACCAAAUACUUAUUUUCCACCAUAAUUUGCAAAUAAAUUUCUUAAAAAUCA
This is a messenger RNA of Syngnathus typhle (broad-nosed pipefish), 11847 nucleotides long. Its product is annotated as interferon alpha/beta receptor 1b-like. The transcript is spliced from 14 exons. NCBI's taxonomy places the organism in Eukaryota, Metazoa, Chordata, Actinopteri, Syngnathiformes, Syngnathidae. The record is from RefSeq and is a predicted model, not a curated record. The coding region runs from base 85 to 2184 and encodes 699 amino acids. Gene Ontology annotation, molecular function: protein binding; interferon receptor activity.